AAUCUGACCACCACUGGUCGUGUUUUUCUUUUCUCACUCCUCUUGUCGGAAAUUCUCCUCUCUCUCUCUCUCUCUCAUUUUUUCUUCAUCUCAUCGCCGGUGAUUCUUUUUGAGCUGCCAACGACUCUUGAGUUAGCUUUGUUGCUUAGAUUUAGUUUUUUUUUUUGACGUUUUCAAUGGCUAAACGAUUAGGUUUGGGGAUUGAAAGAGUAAACCUUUGGCUUGUUGUGUGACAAUAAGUGACUUUGAAGAGAGAAAGUAGGCGUCUUUGUGUAGGGACACUUGUACCGGAACCCUUGUUCUGUUUUUUUUUGGCCAUGGAAGUGUCUUAGCACUUGUCUAUUGUCUGGUUUAUUUUUGUAAUUUUGUAUUAACUUUUAUUUUUUUGGUAGGGAAAAUUAGUUUCUUAUUUUAGUGGGGUUUUUUUUUUUCUUGUGGUGAGUUUUAUCUGUAAAUCUGAUGAUGGAUUUGAAGGGGGAGUGUAAGGGAGGAGGAGGAGAUGGGUUUAUUGACAGAAGCAAAGUCAGGAUUUUGCUCUGUGACAAUGAUUCCAAGAGCUUAGGAGAUGUUUUCACACUCCUUUCACAGUGUUCUUAUCAAGUGACUUCAGUGAAGUCAGCAAGGCAGGUGAUUGAUGCACUAAACGCAGAGGGACCUGAUAUAGAUAUAAUACUUGCUGAAAUUGAUCUCCCAAUGGCCAAGGGUAUGAAGAUGCUGAGGUACAUCACUCGUGACAAAGAUCUUCGGAGAAUCCCCGUCAUAAUGAUGUCGAGGCAAGACGAGGUACCUGUUGUGGUGAAAUGCUUGAAGCUAGGUGCAGCUGACUACCUUGUCAAGCCUCUUCGGACCAACGAGCUUCUCAAUUUGUGGACACACAUGUGGAGAAGAAGACGCAUGCUAGGACUUGCUGAGAAGAAUAUGUUGAGCUAUGAGUUCGAUCUCGUGGCAUCUGAUCCAAGUGAUCCAAACACAAACAGUAACAACCUCUUCUCUGAUGACACAGAUGACAGAAGUAUUAGGUCCACCAACCCUCAGAGAGGCCAUCAGGAAAAAGAGUGUCCUGUUGCUAUGGGUUCUGUUUGUGCUGGUAAUGGUGCUGAUGCCACAGCCACUUCAGCUCCUCCUGCUGUUGCAAUUAUAGAGCCUCCACUGAAUCAUCAUGAACCUACGGAAAGACGUACUAAUCCAGCGCAACUUUCUUCAGUGCCAAAGAAAAGUAGAUUGAAGAUUGGAGAGUCCUCAGCUUUCUUCACGUAUGUCAAGUCUACUGUCCUGGCUACCAACUGUCAAGAUCCUCCCCAUGUCAAUGGGAAUGGCUCACUUCAUCCAGUUGUGGCGGAGAAGCUUCAAGUAGUGCCCAGUGAGGUGAUCAACAAGACCAGACAAACACGCAGAGGUAGAGAGACCGAGAAAAACUAUCCUCAAGGAGAGAACUUACAGAAUGGUGGCGCCAGCUAUCCAAGUUCCCUUGAGCGGCCUUCUCAAACGCUUCCCACGUCAAUGGAACUUCAUGGUAGGAGUUACAAAGAAGGAAAUGUGAGUACUGGACAGGUUGCUGUGAACGGAAGUAAGGAUUCAUCUCAAGUUGCUUCCCAAAAUGCCUAUCCUUACUAUAUGCAUGGGGUCAUGAACCAAGUUAUGAUGCAAUCAGCAGCCAUGAUGCCUCAGUAUGGUCAUCAACAUCCUCAUUAUCCUCCGAAUCAUCUGAAUGGAAUGACAGGAGUUCCUUAUUACCACCUUCCCAUGAACACAUCGUUACAGCACAAUCAAAUGUCACAGAAUGGUCAGAUGUCUAUGGUUCAUUAUCACCCGUCUUCAAACGAGGUGAGAGUGAAUAAACUUGACAGAAGAGAGGAAGCUUUGCUCAAAUUUAGACGUAAAAGGAACCAAAGGUGUUUUGAUAAGAAGAUUAGGUAUGUGAAUAGAAAGAAGCUUGCUGAGAGGAGGCCGCGUGUUAAGGGUCAGUUUGUUAGGAAAAUGAACGGCGUUAAUGUUGACUUAAACGGGCAGCCUGAGCCUGACUCUGCUGACUAUGAUGACGAGGAAGAUGAGGAUGAAGAAGAAGAUGAGAAUAGGGACUCAUCUCCUCAGGAUGAUGCUCAGGGAACUUAAGAAAAGAAACAUCAAGAACUGAAAACCGCUGUGUGUGUGGCUUAGUUAGUUGAUAAACAUAAGAUGUGUUUGAUCAUGUUAACUCGGAUUCAAUGAGUAAUAUGUAUAAACUUUAUCAUUUUGCUCGGA
Messenger RNA from Raphanus sativus (radish), 2241 nucleotides. RefSeq names its product two-component response regulator-like APRR1. Gene Ontology annotation, molecular function: protein binding. The record is from RefSeq and is a predicted model, not a curated record. Bases 460 to 2112 code for a protein of 550 amino acids. Gene Ontology annotation, biological process: cytokinin-activated signaling pathway; phosphorelay signal transduction system. NCBI's taxonomy places the organism in Eukaryota, Viridiplantae, Streptophyta, Magnoliopsida, Brassicales, Brassicaceae. The transcript has 6 exons.